AUGGCCGACUCGGAAUAUACCGAUGACGAGACAGAAUAUGGAGGUCCCUCCCACUCACAAGCGGUCGUCAUGGUCAGUCUGGUCCUCUCGUCUGAUCUCAACCCUUGGGGAACUGCAUCCUUGGGGUCCGAAUUCGUCUCAUCUCAACCCUACGAUGUGUCCGUGGCACUCGACCUACCCCGCACGCCUUCGAAUCUCGACGUGGGCAACUUCAUGAUCGACCUCACCCUCUACGCCCCAGAGACCGCAUCUGUACUUCCAACGACGGCCAAUUCACAGAAUAAGAUCUCACACUCGCGCCGUCCGGCGAUUUUGACAUAUACUUCACCGCUUGUGGAUGUUGCGCGGAGACUAGUUCGCCUACCGCUGUACGUGGUGGGCUGGCGGCGCGAAGCGGAGACACUAGAGGUGUCGAUGAUGGAAAAGGUGGAGUUUGCGCGAGGGUCGCGGAAUCGGCCUCAGAGCCUACGGCUUGAAAUUCAAAGCGGCAGGAAGAUGCAGAUCUACUCGGCGCGUGUUGAAUUCCGCGCCAGAUUUACAGGGCUUCGUUCUAUUUUCUGGACUGUUUCUAUGGCUUCUGCAAGUCUGACAUGGUUCCUCCUGACCUGGAUCAUGCAAUCCGACAAGCCAAAGGGGGAGAUCAAGGAGGAGGGGGAAGAAGAAGAAGAGUUCUCCGCGGCAAUCAAAGAAGAGCUUGAAGAUAGUGGCUCAUCCAGUGAACCCGUCAAGGUUAAGAAGGAGGAAUCCGAGACCAGCUUGCUUCAAAGCUAUCCUGCCGAGGGCGAGUCUGCAGGUCUGGGUUCCGGACGGGAAAGUGCAGAAGCACGAGGGGUGCAGAAACGAAGGAGUCAUUCGACCGAGGGUGAUCAUUGA
Messenger RNA from Penicillium cataractarum, 873 nucleotides. Its product is annotated as seipin. The record is from RefSeq and is a predicted model, not a curated record. The transcript is spliced from 3 exons. Gene Ontology annotation, biological process: lipid storage; lipid droplet organization. Gene Ontology annotation, cellular component: endoplasmic reticulum membrane. Lineage: Eukaryota; Fungi; Ascomycota; Eurotiomycetes; Eurotiales; Aspergillaceae. Bases 1 to 873 code for a protein of 290 amino acids.